CAGCUGAGUGGCCCUCGCCUCUAUGGUUUGGCGUGGACCUUUUGCGAGGCAGCUGAGAGGUGGAGAGUGAGACAAGAGAACCGAGAGGAAGAAGGCGAGGGGUGCAACAACAAGGUGAAGACAAAGCGAGUGCAGGAGGACUGUGGACAUGGAUGCCCUCGCACUCGAGGCCACCAGCACCAAAAAGCCGGCCAACGGGGCGGCGGCGCCCCCCCCGCUGCUGGCUCCACCCCCGAGCAAACGCAAACCUGCUAAAAAAGCUAAGAAGGCUGUUGUUUUCUUCGAGGUGGAGAUACUGGACGCCAAGACCAAGGACAAGCUCUGCUUCCUGGACAAGGUCGAGCCAAAUGCCACCAUCGGAGAGAUCAAGUCCAUGUUCCACAAGAGCCAUCCUCAGUGGUACCCAACCAGACAGUCCAUUCGCCUGGACGCCAAGGGGAAGUCUCUGAAGGACGAGGAUGUUCUGCAGCAUCUCCCUGUGGGAACCACGGCAACCUUCUACUUCCGAGACCUCGGGGCCCAGAUCAGCUGGGUGACGGUCUUUCUGACGGAGUACAUGGGUCCACUGGUUCUCUAUCUGAUGUUUUACUUCAGAGUUCCCUUCAUCUACGCAGCCAAAUACGACUUUACCACCAGUAAACACUGGGUCGUACAUCUCGCCUGCAUGUGUCACUCGUUCCACUUCGUCAAGAGGCUGCUGGAGACGCUGUUUGUCCAUCGCUUCUCCCACGGCACAAUGCCGCUACGCAACAUCUUCAAGAAUUGUACCUACUACUGGGGCUUUGCAGCAUGGAUGGCCUAUUACAUCAACCACCCGCUGUACACCCCACCCAUCUACGGCGAGCAACAAAUCCGUCUUGCCCUCGUCUUAUUCCUGUUCUGUCAGAUCGGCAACUUUUCCAUCCACAUUGCUCUUCGGAACCUCCGUCCACCAGGGUCUAAGACCAGGAAGAUUCCCUAUCCAACCAAGAACCCCUUCACCUGGAUCUUCCUGCUGGUCUCCUGCCCCAACUACACCUACGAGCUGGGCGCCUGGCUCGGCUUCACGCUGAUGACCCAGUGCCUGCCGGUGGCUUUCUUCACCUUGGUGGGUUUCAUCCAGAUGACUGUGUGGGCGAAGGGGAAACACCGCAGCUACCUGAAGGAGUUCCGCGACUACCCCCCUCUGCGCUCGCCCAUCCUGCCCUUCCUGCUUUAGAGGACUAAAGUGCUGCCCUCGCCCCUUUAGCUCUCCCCGCUUGUAGGAGUCAAAUACAUCCCCACCCCCAAAUGAGAGGGUGCUCUCCAGUUUUCCACCUUCCAAACUGCAACUGACUGAAUCUUACCAUGUGUUUUUCCCCUUUGAGAACCAAAUCUUUUACCUCCUGUCUGCGAUCCGGGUACCGUUGAUUGUGGUGGAAAUUAUGAGUGCAAAUUUCUUUUUAUAUUUCUGUCAAGAGCAGUUAUUCACCUUCCCAGUACUGCGUGUACUGAAUGACAAACUGCACAUGUCCAACCACUCUGAAUCUGCAGUUUAGUUUUUGUAUCCAUUCAUCUAAAUUUGAAUGACAGGAUUUCAUUGAUGUGAGGUGUAAUUUAUUAAAAAAAGGUAAACCAAAAUGUCUUUUAUGUCGUACCCAUAAGCUGUGUGUUAACUAUGUUGCUGCAGCUCGUGAAAUAUUAGAGGAUCAAUUUGGAGUGAAAUGAGCACUUAUCUAGUUUGUACGUGGACAGGUCACACCUGGCAAUCACCCAGAGCACUAGUUUCACCUUAAGACAGAGGGUUGUAGAGCUUGAACCAUAUGGUUUAUUGUGAACAGAAGCACAUAUAUACAAGGAAGUAGUAUGCAAGGGUACACUGAUCACGCAGCUUCAGCCUGGUUCUCAAUUCUCUUUUUCCUCAGCUGCAGCCUCCUCUCUCUCUCGUACUCCUUCAUACGCAUCACAUAGCUGGAGGCAGAAAGACAGUUUCAUGCUAAAUGACCACGUGGAUACACAGCACAGGGAAACUGUCUUGAAUAUACUCAUGUGCCAUUAGAGUCUUUAAGAAAAUCUACUUGGUUAAAAGAUCUUUUGAUGUCUAUUAACCCCACACCUUUGGAAAUGAAUGUCAGAGUGCACGCAUUUGGUAAAUCCAUCAUAAAUUUGCAACUGCAGACUAUGAAGCUCAGUUGUCCCUCCACACAGAAAUGAUGUUACAUUUAAGCUAACGUAGUGGUACUGCAUCACAUUUUUAAUUUGUCAAAAAAACUUCAAAGACGUAUCAAACCAAACAUUAAGCAGAAGAGCUGUAAAUACACAUUAUUGCCACAUACAGCUUUAGUGAGCUAUAUUGAUCAUGACUCAAUAUUUAAUGCAUUCAAGGGCAUACCCUCUGGAAAGGAGUCUUGAAAUUGUGCAAUAUUACAAAACUGCAAGAAACAUGCAGUACCGCUAGGUUCACUUUCUUGAUUUCUUCAAAUCUUUGCACAUUGCAAACAUGCUUGGAGCGUGAUGAGGCGCUGAGCCAAGCGUUUGGAGAUUCUGAUCACAAAAAACUGCUCAUCACGUCCAAUCUAUACAUGUCUUAUCACAACGGGGUCGAAUAAAGACUAAAACACAACAACA
Molecule: messenger RNA, 2586 nt
Organism: Pungitius pungitius (ninespine stickleback)
Lineage: Eukaryota; Metazoa; Chordata; Actinopteri; Perciformes; Gasterosteidae
Gene: tecrb
Product: trans-2,3-enoyl-CoA reductase b
Exons: 11
Coding region: 149-1198 (349 amino acids)
Biological process (GO): very long-chain fatty acid biosynthetic process
Molecular function (GO): oxidoreductase activity, acting on the CH-CH group of donors
Source: RefSeq, a predicted model, not a curated record